CUACUUUGUAGCAAGUUCUUAGGGGUACUUCGGGGUGACCCUUAUCAAGAUUGGUCUUUGGGACAGUUCUUAUGCCAAAGUGUUGGAGCGAGCUAGUUUCCCUAGCUCGCGAGCUGAAAUAAUUUUGUAGUAUUCCCUUCUCAGUAGCUCGGAGGACCUGGAGCUUGCGUUGUGGCGAACUCCCCCUAUAGCUAUGACGUAGCGAGCUGUUCUACAGACUCAUUACUUGGUCGCGGUCAAGCCACGCUGCUGAGCUGUUGCUCGUGCUAAGUCAAGUCCAUGUGUCAUCAUCUCAGUAGGGGGUGGCUGGGUUCGUUUGAUCUUCGAGCUUCAAAAGGUAUCGAGCUGCAUUCUUAUAGAAAAUGUCGUUGAUGCAGCCUUCUGCUUCUAUUUCUUCGACUUCAUCGGCUUUUUUGGGCCAAAGCACCAAUAAUUCCAGGAUUUCAAAGGUUUCGGUUCCAGCAUCAGCAAAAAAGAAUGAGAUAUUCAAAUGUAUGGCCACACCCCCAUCGGACACAACUGUUUACAAAACAAAGGUCUCUCGCAAUGCAAACAUGGCAAAACUUCAAGCUGGUUAUUUAUUUCCAGAGAUUGCCAGAAGAAAGGCAGCACACAUGAUGAAAUACCCUGAUGCACAAGUGAUAAGCCUUGGAAUUGGUGAUACAACUGAGCCCAUUCCAGAAGUUAUAACAUCUGCCAUGGCACAGAGAUCACAUGCAUUAUCAACAUUAGAGGGUUACAGUGGUUAUGGAGAUGGACAAGGUGAUAAAAAAAUGAUAAAAUUUUGUUGGGUAGUAUAUAUCUUCCAUAUUUAUCUUUACAUCCCACAGCCCCCCCCCAAUUUUUUCUGCAAAAUGCAACUGAGGGCUGCAAUUGCAUCAGCAUUUUAUGGAAAACUUGGCAUUGAAGAAAGUGAUAUAUUUGUCUCAGAUGGUGCAAAGUGUGACAUAUCUCGUCUUCAGAUAUUACUUGGUUCUAGUGUAACAAUGGCAGUGCAAGACCCAUCAUAUCCGGCAUAUGUUGAUUCAAGUGUUAUAAUGGGUCAAACUGGUCAGUUCCAAAAGGAUGUUGAGAAAUAUCGUAACAUCGAGUAUAUGAGAUGCAGUCCUGAGAAUGGCUUCUUUCCGAAUUUAUCAACUGUUCGGCCAACAGAUGUUAUCUUUUUCUGUUCACCAAACAAUCCUACUGGUUCCGCUGCAACAAGAGAGCAGUUGAUACGGCUGGUACAAUUUGCCAAGGAAAAUGGAUCUAUCAUAGUCUAUGACUCUGCAUAUGCCAUGUACAUAUCAGAUGACAGACCUCGGUCUAUAUUUGAAAUUCCUGGAGCAAAAGAGGUUGCUAUAGAGACGGUAUCAUUCUCAAAAUAUGCUGGGUUUACUGGAGUCCGACUUGGUUGGACUGUGGUUCCCAAAGAGCUUCUUUUCUCUGAUGGGUUUCCUGUUGCCAAGGAUUUCAACCGUAUUGUCUGUACAUGUUUCAAUGGAGCAUCUAACAUUUCUCAAACUGGUGGACUGGCUUGUCUUUCUCCAGAGGGUAUCAAAGCAAUGCAUGAUGUGGUUAGUUUUUACAAGGAGAACACUAAGAUAAUAAUGGACACCUUCAACUCCCUUGGUUUUAAGGUGCAAGGAGGGGAACAUGCACCUUAUGUGUGGGUCCACUUCCCUGGUCGAAGCUCAUGGGAUGUAUUUGCCGAGAUUCUUGAGAAGAUCCACUUAGUUACAACUCCAGGUAGUGGGUUUGGACCUGGUGGCGAAGGUUUCAUCAGGGUUAGCGCCUUUGGUCACAGAGGCAACGUCUUAGAGGCCUGUAAAAGGUUAAAACAACUUUACAAUUAAGCCAAGGCAUUCCUUCAUCUGGUGGUUUUCAACAAUCUAUUUAUCUGCCUAAUUGAUAGCUUGAGACCUCUGCAACAUCUUAAAGCUUGGCCUUUGUUGUGGUCAGCAGAUCCAGACUCGAUUCAUCCUUUUUCCAAUGGAGGAUUAAUGCUCCAGUUCAUUUAACUUACACUAAUUGAAUUAUUACACCUUGACUCAUAAGUCAAAAACUGAAAGUAGGAGUCAAAAGCUAUGUACCAGAACUUGAAUGAUACAUGUUGGUGUCAAAGCCUGGAAUCCUCACAUUCACAUGGCCUGAGCAAAAGAAUGAAUAGCCUACUAUCAUGUGGUUAAUGCA
This is a messenger RNA of Nelumbo nucifera (sacred lotus), 2172 nucleotides long. RefSeq names its product LL-diaminopimelate aminotransferase, chloroplastic-like. The record is from RefSeq and is a predicted model, not a curated record. Gene Ontology annotation, biological process: biosynthetic process. Gene Ontology annotation, molecular function: transaminase activity; pyridoxal phosphate binding. NCBI's taxonomy places the organism in Eukaryota, Viridiplantae, Streptophyta, Magnoliopsida, Proteales, Nelumbonaceae.